GCCAACAGGGGCAGGAAGAUGGGGCGUGUCCCAGACCCCCGCAGCGCCUCAGCUCCAGUCCACACCACUGCUGAGCCCAGUCUCAUUCCAGACCUCAUUACCAGGAUCCCCUGGCCCCGCUGGGCACUCUUUAUCAUCAUUCUUGCUGCUGGAGUCCUCCUGGUCUCUUGUCUGCUCUGCAUCAUCUACUGCUGUUGCGGCCGCUGCCAACGCCGGAAGAGGAAGCAGCCCAAAGACAAAGAAGCUGUGGGCCUGGGCAGUGCUCACAGCAGCACCACUACUCACCUGGUUCAACCAGAUGUAGACUGCCUGGAGCCCUGCUCUGGGGGUCCCCAACAGUGGGGGCGACUGCUGCUCUCACUGGAGUAUGACUUUGGAAGCCAGGAGAUUAGGGUGGGCCUGAGACAGGCUGAAAACCUGAAAGCUGAGGACACAGCAGACCCCUACGCCCGCAUCAGUGUUUCCAGCCAGCCAGGGAGAAGCCACGAGACAAAGGUGCACCGUGGGACUCUCUGUCCCAUGUUCGAAGAGACGUGCUGCUUCCUAGUCCCACCAGCAGAGCUGUCCAGGGCUACCCUAAAGGUGCAACUGUUGGACUUCAAGCGGUUCUCAGAACACGAGCCACUGGGGGAGCUCCAGCUAUCACUGGGUACCGUAGACCCUCAGCAUGUCCUGGAGAGCUGGUACCAGUUGGGCGCUCCAGGUACCACUGAGCCGGAGCAGAUGGGGGAGCUGUGCUUCUCACUGCGCUAUGUGCCCAGCUCAGGCCGCCUGACUGUGGUUGUGCUGGAGGCUCGGGGCUUGAAUCCAGGACUUGCAGGGCUCUAUGUGAAGGUCCAGCUCAUGUUAAACCAGAGAAAAUGGAAGAAGAAAAAAACAACCUGUAAGAAAGGCACAACUACCCCCUACUUCAACGAGGCUUUCACCUUCCUGGUUCCGUUUGGCCAGCUCCAGAGUGUGGACCUGGUGCUGGCUGUCUGGGCUCAUGGACUGCAGCUCCGGGCUGAGCCUGUGGGCAAAGUGUUGCUGGGUCCCCGGGCUUCAGGUCAACCCCUACAGCACUGGGCAGAUAUGCUGGCCCAUGCCAGGCGGUCCAUUGCCCAGUGGCACCACCUACAGUCCCCCAGGGAAGUGGACCAAGCUCUAGCCCUGAAGCCUCGCCUGCCCCUGCCCAGGUCUCGCUCCUAA
Messenger RNA from Peromyscus californicus insignis, 1188 nucleotides. It is a transcript of the gene Syt8, whose product is annotated as synaptotagmin 8. Gene Ontology annotation, cellular component: dense core granule; axon; synaptic vesicle membrane. Gene Ontology annotation, biological process: regulation of dopamine secretion; regulation of calcium ion-dependent exocytosis; calcium ion-regulated exocytosis of neurotransmitter. The coding region runs from base 19 to 1188 and encodes 389 amino acids. NCBI's taxonomy places the organism in Eukaryota, Metazoa, Chordata, Mammalia, Rodentia, Cricetidae. The record is from RefSeq and is a predicted model, not a curated record. Gene Ontology annotation, molecular function: phosphatidylserine binding; calcium ion binding; syntaxin binding. The transcript has 8 exons.